ACACACACACAUAUAUAUAAUCUUAUAAUUAGUUACUUCUUAGCAUUUACUAAAAAUGGUGGGUGCUAGCAAUAAUGGUGAGUACGAUUGGGCUAAGGAGAUGAAGGAAUUCGACUCAACGAAAGCCGGUGUUAAGGGUCUCGCCGAUGCUGCUCUGUCCGAGAUCCCAAAACUCUUUAUCCAUUCACCUGAGGUUUUGCACAGCAAUCCAAUACUCAAAAUAACCGAUGGCGGCGCACGACUCGAUCUCCCCACCAUUGACUUUCAGGGUGUGGCGGAGGAGCAAGGACGGCGGCAGGUGGUGGUUGAGGAGAUCCGCAAGGCGGCGCAAGAAUGGGGGUUCUUCAGAAUAGUGAACCACGGCAUUCCUUUGGAGACGAUGGACGCCAUGCUGGACGCUGCUAAGCUAUUCCACGAGCAGCCCACCGAAGAGAAGAAGCCGUUCUACUCGUCAGAUAGCAGGAGAAGAGUCAAAUUCAACAGCAAUUUACCCGUCCUCGAAAACAAUGCCGCCUGUUGGAGGGAUGUUCUCAGCUGCGUUUUCCUCGACGAUCAACUCGACCCUCAAGAUUUGCCUUCUGCCUGCAGAAAGGAAGUGCAAGAGUAUGUGAAAUACAUGAUAGAACUGAGGGAGGUAAUGGCGGAGCUGCUGUCGGAGGCACUAGGGCUUCCGAGCGACCAUCUCUUGAACAUAGAGUGCAUGAAAAGUCAGGCACUUGCAUGCAACUAUUACCCAAAAUGCCCUCAGCCUCACAAAACAUUAGGCUCGUCAAAACAUUCAGACACUACUUUCCUGACACUGUUGAUGCAGGACAGCAUAGGGGGGCUCCAAAUUCUUCACAACGACGAAUGGAUGGAUGUGCCGGCGGCACGUGGGGCACUCAUAGCAAACAUAGGAGAUCUGAUGCAGAUAAUAAGCAACGACAGGUUCAUAAGCGUGGAGCACAGAGUUGUGGCUCAGUCUGUGCAGAGGGUUUCGGUAGCGAGUUUCUUCACACCGAGUCUGAAAGCAAUGGGGAAGCCAUUUGAGCCGAUAAAAGAGCUUCUCUCUCCUGAAAAUCCGGCACUCUACAGAGAGUUCCUAUUCAGGGAAUACUGCGAACAUUACAAGACUAAAUUCCAGGGCGUUACCUCUGCCAAGCCUCAUUACAGGAUCCAAUGAUUAUAUACAGUGUCUCGGAUUUCUUCGAUCGAUCAGCUACCAGCAAUAAUAAUAAUUAUUAUGAUAUGAUAUAUGACCCCUUCAUAUUUUCACUUAAAAAAAAAAUAACGGAGCAUUCGAGAUGUUCCUGUAGUUUUUGUGUGUCUGCAUUUCGUAUUUAUUAAGAGAUUUUAUUAUUAAUCUUUGUAAUACAUAGCUUGUUUUCGUUCUUAUUUGUACCAACCCUUAGUGAUUGUGUUGGAACAAUUUAUUUGAUUGUAAGGCUUGAUCCCCUCAAUAUAUUUCUAUUCAUACAUAUAUGUACCAGUUUUUGCGAAUAAUUAGUCAAAUUAACGACACCAAUUUGUACUU
Molecule: messenger RNA, 1513 nt
Organism: Erythranthe guttata (spotted monkey flower)
Lineage: Eukaryota; Viridiplantae; Streptophyta; Magnoliopsida; Lamiales; Phrymaceae
Product: 1-aminocyclopropane-1-carboxylate oxidase homolog 11
Source: RefSeq, a predicted model, not a curated record